ACUCACACACACACGCGCACUCACACACACGCGCACUCACACACUCACACACACACGCCAGCGCGCUGGAUCAUCACAACCGCAGCCCCAGCCAGGCGGAUCCGAGCUGCUGCAGUGUUCCCCAGCCCGGCAUCGUGGGGCGAAGCGGAGCUUUGUGUACCGGGGACCUCCGGGUGCCCGCUGGCCGCCUCGGUUGCAGAGCCCAGCAGACCGCUCCCGGCACCGGCUGGAAUGCUUUUGGAUUCCUCUGACUUCUUCUAAGACUGAGACCCUGAGGACCAGCUGGAGAUGCCGUCUGAACGCUGCCUCAGUAUUCAAGAAAUGCUGACAGGCCAGAGGCUCUGCCACUCCGAAUCUCACAAUGACACUGUCCUGGCAGCGCUGAAUCAGCAGAGAAACGACGGCAUUCUCUGUGAUGUGACCCUGAUUGCAGAGGAACAGAAAUUCCACGCUCACAAGGCAGUCCUAGCAGCCUGCAGUGACUAUUUCCGGGCCAUGUUCAGCCUUUGCAUGGUGGAAAGUGGAGCUGAUGAGGUGAAUUUACACGGUGUGACCAGCCUGGGCUUAAAGCAGGCUCUGGAGUUUGCAUACACAGGACAGAUUUUAUUGGAGCCAGGAGUGAUCCAGGAUGUGUUGGCAGCUGGCAGUCACCUGCAGCUUUUGGAGCUUCUCAAUUUGUGCUCCCACUAUCUUAUCCAGGAACUAAAUAGCUUUAAUUACUUGGAUCUGUACAGACUUGCUGACCUCUUUCACCUCACUUUGUUGGAGAAGGCAGUGAUUGAUUUCCUAGUGAAACACCUCUCAGAGCUCCUGAAGAGCCGCCCAGAGGACGUCCUCACACUGCCCUACUGCCUGCUGCAAGAGGUGCUGAAGAGUGACCGCCUGACUUCCCUGAGUGAGGAGCAGAUCUGGCAGCUAGCUGUGAGGUGGUUGGAACACAAUUGCCACUGCCAGCACAUGGACGAGCUCCUGCAGUACAUCCGCUUUGGCCUAAUGGACGUGGAUACACUCCACACCGUUGCACUGUCCCACCCUCUGGUCCAGGCGAGUGAAACUGCCACCGCCCUUGUCAAUGAGGCCCUGGAAUACCACCAGAGUAUCUAUGCACAGCCUGUGUGGCAAACCUGCAGGACAAAACCACGCUUCCAGUCAGACACUCUGUAUAUCAUUGGUGGGAAAAAGCGUGAGGUCUGUAAAGUAAAAGAACUUCGGUACUUCAAUCCUGUGGAUCAGGAAAAUGCCCUCAUAGCCGCCAUUGCCAACUGGAGCGAGCUGGCUCCCAUGCCUGUGGGAAGGAGCCAUCAUUGUGUGGCCGUCAUGGGGGACUUCCUGUUUGUAGCAGGAGGGGAAGUGGAGCAUGCCAGUGGCCGGACGUGUGCAGUGAGGACUGCCUGUCGCUAUGACCCUCGCAGUAAUUCCUGGGCAGAGAUAGCACCCAUGAAAAACUGUCGAGAGCAUUUUGUGCUGGGUGCCAUGGACGAAUACCUUUAUGCAGUUGGGGGCAGAAAUGAACUGCGCCAGGUUCUGCCUACAGUUGAGAGAUAUUGCCCCAAGAAGAACAAAUGGACUUUUGUGCAGUCCUUUGACCGAUCCCUUUCGUGUCAUGCUGGAUAUGUGGCCGAUGGUCUUCUUUGGAUAUCAGGUGGAGUAACUAACACAGCACAGUAUCAGAACAGACUAAUGGUAUAUGAACCGAAUCAGAAUAAGUGGAUAAGCCGCAGCCCCAUGUUGCAGAGACGGGUCUACCACUCCAUGGCUGCUGUCCAGAGGAAGCUUUAUGUUCUCGGAGGCAAUGACCUGGACUACAAUAAUGAUCGCAUUCUUGUGCGCCACAUAGAUUCUUAUAACAUUGACACUGACCAGUGGACACGCUGUAAUUUCAACUUGUUGACUGGCCAGAAUGAGUCUGGAGUUGCUGUCCAUAAUGGAAGAAUAUACUUAGUUGGUGGGUAUUCAAUUUGGACCAAUGAGCCCCUGGCUUGUAUCCAGGUAUUGGAUGUAAGCAGAGAAGGCAAAGAAGAGGUGUUUUAUGGGCCUACACUUCCUUUUGCUUCCAACGGAAUAGCAGCUUGCUUCCUUCCAGCCCCGUACUUUACAUGCCCUAACCUUCAGACUCUUCAAGUGCCUCAUCACAGGAUUGGCACCAUCUGAAAAUCCAAUGCUCUUUUAGAAACCAUCAACAGGAGACAGAAAAAGAGCUUGACUUUUCGAUAGUGGACAUGACAGUUUUCAGUGCUCAAUGUGUCCGUUUUGUUUUACAGGUCUAAUAUUCUGAUAAAUAUUAGCAAAAAAAAUGAACAGUUUUCUAAAACACAGUGAGAAUCUUGUCACUCUUUUCAGUGUAUGUCAACAUACAAUAUGUAUGACUUUUACGGGGUGUAACGUUAAGUGCUAUCCUAAUGACACGUUACUAAUUCAUGGGUCUUUGAAAUAUUCCUGUGUCCAUUUUUCUAAUCAGUGCUGCCCAGAAGCACAUGACACAGUAAGGCGGCUCUCACAUGUGGUAACAAUUAUCUUUCAAUCUUCUGUACUUUCUUCUUUUACCAUUUAAAUCUCAUCUUGUGUUUUUCCGAUUUUACUAUUAUGUAGCUCUGCUCAGUAGAGGUUCAACAUCAUACAUUUUUAAGUGCAGUAUUGUAUUCAAGGUGACAGGAAUAACAGAACUUGGAACACUUAGAUGUUCAGCCUUGACCACUCUGACCUCCUAUCAGAACUUUUCAGUGUGUCAGUUCCCUCACCUUUGAGGAGGAUAAUGACUGAUUUCCACAUUAAUUCAAAAGAAUACCAUGAGGGUUAGGCAGAUAAAUGCUCAGAAAGUUGCCUAGGAAAAAAGGGUCACCCAGAUUCUAAGGUGUUUUACUGUCUUUAGAACCCUGUAACAAAAGCAUAUUAUUUUUAAGUUUAUAAAUUUCAGUAGAACUUGGAAAACAUGCUGUAAGACUAAAGAAUUUGAAAGCAUUUGGAAGAGACCACACCUUAGGAACACCAAAGAUACUUAAACUUGUACAAAUUCUUGCCUCAAAUAAUUCUUAAAUGUCUCAUCUUAAACCACUUAGUGCAAAAAUAUUUUAAAGUUAAAAAAAUUAGCUGUACUAACCAUGGCACCAUAGAAUGCUUUGACAUAAAUCUGAAAUGAGAAUUGGCAGUUCUAAUACACAUUUUCCACUUUGUUAAAGGUUAUGUCAAUUUUGAGUGCUUGUGGGAUUCUCCACCACUGCCAAUACAUAUUUUAUUACUACCCUUUUAAUAAUGCAUAAGAAUUCUUUUUUAGUCUCGAUUUUUAGGUUUGCUUUGUCGACAACAAUAAAAUAAAGCAACUUAAUCACAUUUCAACCUAAAUUCAACAACUGUAACGUCUGUUUUUUCCUUAUGUUGCCAAAAUGUAAGGUCAUCCUUAUUAAAAGGCAGACUACUUGCUCUCAGCUAUUUAGUUGUUUUUAACAAUGCUUCUCUUAGGGGAAGUUUUCAUUUUACUCAUGUAGCCAUUUUUUUAUUUGGAUCAAAAGUAAAUGAAAGAAAGAAUUCCUUAUGUUUUUCUAUUUGUUUAUUUGAGACAGGGCCUUACUAGAUAGUCCAAGGUGCUUUUCAAUUGGCUAUGCAGUUAGGCUGGCCUCCAACACGUGAUCUUCCUUCUCCUUCCCUAACAAAAUAGCUUCUUAACCUUAUCAAAUUCACUAAUUUAUGCACUGUUAUAAGACACCUAAAACAUUUAAAAAAUAUCUCUGAUUGUUGGGGUUGAAGGAGAAGAGGGGACACUCAGGGAGAAGAACAGGUAAAGAACAGGUGUUUAGACAGCUGUCCGAAUUUGGACAGUUCAGAGCAUUAGUGCUGACACUGUUAGCGGGCACAGAACAGUGAGAGUGACUACCACCCCUCCAAGGUUCAGGGACUUUUGCAGAAGAGGCUGGCAGGAAGAACUUAAGAGCCAGAGGAAG
Nannospalax galili (Upper Galilee mountains blind mole rat) is the source of this 3935-nucleotide messenger RNA. It is a transcript of the gene Klhl32, whose product is annotated as kelch like family member 32. Lineage: Eukaryota; Metazoa; Chordata; Mammalia; Rodentia; Spalacidae. The coding region runs from base 289 to 2151 and encodes 620 amino acids. The record is from RefSeq and is a predicted model, not a curated record. The transcript has 11 exons. Gene Ontology annotation, molecular function: protein binding.